UCAAACCCAAACCCAAACCCAAACCCAAACCCAAACCCAAACCCAAACCCAAACCCAAACCCAAACCCAAACCCAAACCCAAACCCAAACCCAAACCCAAACCCAAACCCAAACCCAAACCCAAACCCAAACCCAAACCCAAACCCAAACCCAAACCCAAACCCAAACCCAAACCCAAACCCAAACCCAAACCCAAACCCAAACCCAAACCCAAACCCAAACCCAAACCCAAACCCAAACCCAAACCCAAACCCAAACCCAAACCCAAACCCAAACCCAAACCCAAACCCAAACCCAAACCCAAACCCAAACCCAAACCCAAACCCAAACCCAAACCCAAACCCAAACCCAAACCCAAACCCAAACCCAAACCCAAACCCAAACCCAAACCCAAACCCAAACCCAAACCCAAACCCAAACCCAAACCCACGCCAAAGCCAGACCCAAUAUUUUGA
This is a messenger RNA of Naegleria gruberi, 455 nucleotides long. RefSeq lists its product as uncharacterized. The annotation marks the transcript as partial. The transcript has a single exon. Lineage: Eukaryota; Heterolobosea; Eutetramitea; Acrasida; Naegleriidae. The record is from RefSeq and is a predicted model, not a curated record.